Sphenostylis stenocarpa is the source of this 915-nucleotide messenger RNA. NCBI's taxonomy places the organism in Eukaryota, Viridiplantae, Streptophyta, Magnoliopsida, Fabales, Fabaceae. The record is from the annotation of a GenBank genome assembly.
AUGGCAGUUGAUGCUAGUUACAUGAAUCUCUUGCCUUCUCAGUUACUCACCAACAGGGAAAUGAUCAAAUCCAAUCAACAACACCAUCAUCAAUUAAACUGUGAUUACAUCUACAACACCCAGAUGGAUUCAGCUUUGCCUCUUCCACCAGCUACAAUGCCUGAAUCUCUCUUGUCCUUGUACCAGUCCUCCUUUUGUGAUCCAAACAAGGCAGAUAGUGGUCUCACCUAUCAUCUUCCCCUCCAGAGAAAACGUUCAAGAGAUUUCACCACUGAAUUAACCUCUCUCCCACCUCACCAGAAGAACAAAAUCUCCCCUCAACCUUCGUUUCUCAGCCAAGAGAUUCUCUACCAGUUUCAGCAUCAACAAUCUGAAAUCGACCGAGUCCUUGCACACCAUACCGAGAAAGUGAGGAUGGAAUUGGAGGAACAAAAAGUGAGGCAAUCGAGGAUGCUAGCGAGCGCAAUUCAAGAAGCAAUGGCGAAGAAGCUGAAGGAAAAGGACGAAGAGAUUCAAAGAAUGGGAAAGUUGAAUUGGGCGCUUCAAGAGAGGGUGAAAAAUUUGUGCGUGGAGAAUCAAAUUUGGAGGGACCUUGCACAAACCAACGAAACCACUGCCAACUACCUACGGACCAAUUUGGAGCAAGUUUUGGCACAUGUCGGAGAGGAACGCGCCGCCGCGGCCGAAGACGCGCAGUCCAGCUGCGGGAGCAACGACGCGGCUGAGGGCGGCGAGGACACGGCAGCGUCGGGUGGUGGCGGAAGGUUGUGUAGAAGCUGUGGGGCGAGGGAGUCGGUGGUGCUGUUGUUACCAUGCAGGCAUCUUUGCCUCUGCACAAUGUGUGGGUCCACUGUACGGAAUUGCCCUAUUUGUGACUCUGGCAUGGAUGCUAGUGUCCAUGUUAAUCUCUCUUAG